GUUUGUAUCUUUGUCAAAUCUAGAAAAGCACACCACAUCCCCUUUAUUCAGAAGUAAGUGUUUAUAGUUCGUAAACAGCUGAUCAGCCAGACAGCAGCUUCAUCAGUACAAUACACCAGUAACAAGUCAGAGAAGUAUGGAGAAGGACAGAAAGAUGAUGAUGUUCUGUCUGCUUUUGGCAGCUAUUAGCAGCCCUGUGUUCACUGGAGAGUGGAAUGCCUCUGUUGCCAAAAACCUUGAUGCCCUGGUUACAUCCUGUGUUGUGAUACCCUGUUCAUAUACCCAUGCUAAAGAUGAGCUGCCCCACUCCAGACUCAGGGGGAUCUGGCAUCGUUCAACAAACCAAGAUCAACGCAUCUAUCAUGAGGAUAAGACGAUGAUCUUGGAAAACUUUCGUGGCCGCACAAAGUUGUUGGGAAAUUUGGGCCAGGGCAACUGCAGCUUGGAAAUGAUUGAAAUUAGAGAUGUUGACAAUGGCCCUUUCUGUUUUCGGGUUGAAUUAGUAGCAACAGGGACUGAAACAUCCAAAAUGGACAAGUUCUCCUUUGUUGACAGUUGUGUCAACUUUACAAUGACCACUGAACCUCCAAAACCAACUCUGAUUCCACCAAAGACAGCCAUUCAAGGUCAUCCCUACACCAUCACCUGUUUAGUUCGCCAUACCUGCUCCUCUCAUAUACCUAAACUGACAUGGAGUAGAGGCACAGCAGAGGAGAUCACUGAGGUUCACAGAGAAAUUCAUCAAGGUACCUGGGAGGCUCAGUCCACUCUGAUGUUCAUCACUGAGGAGAAGGAUAACCACACAGACAUCACCUGCACUGCUGAAUUUUUUGGAGGGACGACAUCCACUGAAAAACUUACGCUUCAUGUAAAACGUAAAGAAAACCAUAACCACAUCAUCAUUCUUGCAGUAGUGGGGAUUGGCACCGCUGUCAUCUUCACAGGCCUCUGUAUUUUCAUGAUGAAAAAAUAUUUUAUGAUGAAAAAGUGA
Messenger RNA from Scomber japonicus (chub mackerel), 991 nucleotides. Its product is annotated as myelin-associated glycoprotein-like. The transcript is spliced from 5 exons. The record is from RefSeq and is a predicted model, not a curated record. Lineage: Eukaryota; Metazoa; Chordata; Actinopteri; Scombriformes; Scombridae. Bases 137 to 991 code for a protein of 284 amino acids.